AUGGAGAACCUUUCUCCGUCUAUCUCCCUCCGCCCGACUACUCCAUCUCACUUUCACUUCCUAAUCCGUGCACUCAAGUCACGGAAUGUCCCUACAAUGUCACAAGACGAUUACGCAGUCACCAAAGCAAGAGUGUUUAAAAUCCUGGACCAGAGCUCAUGGCGCCGACCGUCUCAGAACGGGCGUACUAUCCCGAAUGAGUUCAGCCCCACGGUCAUGGAAUACGUCGAGGAGCUGAACCGGACAGACUUGCCUGGUGGCGCGACCUCGAGUUCCGUGCACCUCAAUCUCUCACAACGGGAGGAGCGCGCUGUGGAUGUCUGCAACAGCUUCCUUGAGCAGAUGGGAAAUUCGGACCUUCUCUCCGAUCGACUAAAGGGGUGCGAUGUACAGUUUGCCAGGCUGCUGACUACGAACUUCGAGGUGAAAGGCCACCCGCAUGUUGUGGUUCGGCAUGCUUGUCAUCUGCUGAGAAGAUUACCAGUAACUGCGGCACCUUUGCUGAUCGAUGGAUUCAACCGACAUGAGGACUACUUGCUAAGGGAUGCUGGAGUGCUGUCGUCGAGCGCAAACCGCCGACUCAUGACAACUCGAUACAUUGACAGCAACACGAUUCGAUUUGCGUUACACAUCGCGUACAGAUGGCAAGAUCCUUCACCUUGGCAUGACCCCUACCGUAAAUUUGUCGACCUAUGCGGCGACUUGUUCGCAGGCUCUACGAAACUGUCUCUGAACUGGGGGAGACUUGAUCCAACGUAUGCCACAAACGUAUGUCUGCUUCGCAUCUUCUUGUGGUCUGCUUGGCAACGGUCUAUAAUGCUAUACCUGUGGGCUGUGAUGGAUCACCACCUCAACAACACAAGGUCCCAACGUGAUGGUAUGUUUGCCAUCGGCAACACUCCUUUGUUGCAACGGACGAUGCAAAGAUCGAGCGAAGCAGCAGCGACUAACGGAGACUUGGAGAUGCCACAAAUACCACCUUACAUGUGCCAAUGGGCUUUUCGGCUACUGCGAGAGGACAUUGGCUCGGUCGCACAAGACUUCCGUCAGUUUCAGCUGAGGUAUAAGGUCGUUUUUGGACAGCAGAAUCCUCGCUGCGUUUUCUCUGGGGAUUCAAAUGAGCCCACGCGACAGUGCAAAGGGGACUCGCCUUUUACUUGCAACAGACUCAGAGGCAUGAAGACUCAAGAUCAGUCGGCGCACGCUCCACAUUGUCCAGGCACUACCUGUACAAAGAUGUUUUGGGACGAAGUCAACUACAAGCAAACCAGCGGUGCUCGUGCUGUGGAAGUUCAUCCAAAUCAGCCUGACAAAUUGACCUAUCGCUCAGCGACGAGUGCUACAAUGGCGAUUUCUCAUGUGUGGAGUCACGGGCAAGGUGGACGGCCGGAGCCGCUCGAAGAGAAUGGAACGGGCUUCAAUCGGUGUCUUCAUGAACGUUAUUCGCAGCUGGCGUCUACCUUCGCGUGCGAAACUUACUGGAUGGAUACACCUUGCAUUCCCCAUGACCGCAAUCUCCGCCGGGAAGCUAUCGGACACAUCAACGAGAUCUUUGCAAUGGCAAAAGUGACGCUUGUGUGUGAUCGAGAUAUCAUGUCAAUCGACAUAGACCCAAGCGGUGACACCCAAGGAGGCAAGGAGAUCGCGAUCGAUGACAUCCCUAUGGCAAUCCAGGAAACGGUAUUGACCACAUUGCUGGUGUGCGACUGGAAUCUGCGAGCCUGGACAUUCCUCGAAGCUAUGCGGGGCAGUCGCAACAUUUGUCUCCUGUGCAAAAAGGACAAUGUCGUCUUACUUAGAGAUGUUAUCAAUAAUGUCCAUCAUAAUGGAUGCAUCGAUAUAUCAACGCUUUUCGUGAACGCAUUGCACCUGCUACCGGCAACAGAUAUCAAGUGGUGGAGCAAAGUUGCUCCAGCAGCCGCAAAAGCUGCAGGCUUCUUGGAGUCUGUUGACUUAGUGAAUGCAACAUAUCUUCUAAGUCAUCGUUAUACUUCCAAACCACGCGAUGAGAUAGUGAUCUGGAGUCUGUUGUGUGGCAAGAAGCCCUAUGACAAUGCCAUUGAUCUCUGGUCAGCGCAUCUUGGCGGCUGGGUUCCCACAGAGUACCUCAUGAACAACCUUCCCCGUAUUCAGAACACGUCGAAGGGCAAGGAGAUACAUCUGGGCUGGGCACCGAGCCGUCCCAACUUCCCGGAGGAGUGGUCGAUCGUUGAGAACCCCAGGUACUUCACGCUUAGUAGUACCGGUAAUUGCGCAGAUGGGAACAUAACACAAGACGGUCUUUCUGCUGAAUGGCUCUAUUACGACUUCAACUGCUAUCUGUCGUUCAGGUUCUUGAGCGCUAGAGCAGAUUCUGCGAAGGGGAUCAUUCACUCCCUGGUUAAAAAACAUCUAUGUGGUUACUGGGCUGGGGCUCUUGUGCGGCCUUGUAACGAAAUGGGCUCGCCUUUACCGAAUAGAAGCACAGCGAACGGGACUUUAGUCGCUGUCUUGGGUAUAUACCGGACCGGCAUAUACCAUUGGAAAGCGAUAGUCGACUGGCCAAGCACCAUACCUCUUCCACCAAUGCGUACGGAAAAGAUCACGAUCUCGUAG
Bipolaris victoriae FI3 is the source of this 2595-nucleotide messenger RNA. RefSeq lists its product as hypothetical. The record is from RefSeq and is a predicted model, not a curated record. Lineage: Eukaryota; Fungi; Ascomycota; Dothideomycetes; Pleosporales; Pleosporaceae. The coding region runs from base 1 to 2595 and encodes 864 amino acids. The transcript has 2 exons.